Serendipita indica DSM 11827 is the source of this 2493-nucleotide messenger RNA. NCBI's taxonomy places the organism in Eukaryota, Fungi, Basidiomycota, Agaricomycetes, Sebacinales, Serendipitaceae. The record is from the annotation of a GenBank genome assembly.
AUGAGCAGACGGCGCCGACGGUCGACUGUCCGGGGAUUGUCGAGGCCCGCGGUCCAGGAUUACUGGAGCACAAGCUACAACGCCAGCGCAUCCUCGUCACAUCACAGUCUUGUUACAGAAGACAGCAGUACGUUUGACGACAGCGCAGACGAUGACAAUGGUAGCCUUGUUAUUGUCAAUAUUCCGCAAAAGCUCAGCGAAUCCCCGCAUGUCGUCAGGAGUGAAUCCCCCGUAGUCAUACAAGAGUCUCCUGUCGCUCCACAUGCCGUCCAGGAGCGCAGCGCCACGCAUACAAGAAGUGUGUCGACGAUCCGUCACUCGCACUCGACACACGUCCAUAGAAAACAAGUAAACCUCCUCCCAAAAUCAUUUACAUUUGCACCCUCCAUUCCCAGUUGGAGCGCACAGGUCGACGUCCGCAAGUUGUGCGAACACGUUAUUCUAUUCACCGCAGCCGCCAUCACCCUCGUCAAGUUUUCUCUGUUGCCGCAUGAGCACUGGAUCGUGAGAGAGCUCGGGACACUUACCGUCGUUUCUGCGCUUUACAUGAUCGCCACGCGUCCCCGCUGCAAGCUCCCACAAGUGGUCCCUCAUGUAGAGCAGGGCCCCCGUACAAGACAUGUUUCCCCACCCCCCGUCAAGGAGGAAUCGUCCCAGUCACUCCUAUGGAUGACGACUCCAAAAGACUAUCGAAGUGAUGCCGACGACGGCGUAUUAACCGCCCUGCUUCUCGGACCGAUCACCGCAGCCAGCAUGCUGUACGCAACCAUCCUUACAGACAUCUCUGACGGUCCAUACUAUCCAGCAGGAUGGCUCGUUGACCCUCCACUCUACCUCUCAAAAUCCCCUCAUAGACUGACGCCCCGAGAGGCGCUUCUCAAUAGCCGCAGAAGCCUCGUACAAUUCUCCACACUUUGUGCAUUUGUACUUCUUACGCACCUGUGUACCUCGAACAUUACCACGAUUCGACCCAAACACGACGACCCCAAAGAUGGAGAACGAAGAAUGAAACGAGGUCUACGCUCCUGGGCGUUUGUCGGCUACGCCAUAUCAAUAUCUGCUAUAUCAGUCCUGUUCCAUGUCGCUUGUGAUGCUAUGGAACUAGCAAUUUGGAAAGAUCUUUCUUAUUUCGACGUGGCCGUGAUAUCUUCUUUCUAUCAGUUUGCUGUCUAUGUCAUGAUUCGACUUUCUCAUGGCGGGUUUACCUUGGGUGAAGUUGGCUUGGUCGGAAUUGGGACAACUGCCCUGUUUAUGGAAGUAAUAAAUCUGACAAUCGCAAAAAUAUGGCCCAUCGCCACUCCAUACAUCAAAACGACGCGCUACCCAACGCCGUUACUCAUAUACCAACUCUCCCUUGUUUCCGGAUCCAUCUCCAUUGGCUUCAUGCUCUCUCCCCUCCUUGUUCUUUCACGCCACAUCUCCAAAGUCCCGACACAUCGUCUCCAACGCACUUCGGAUAAACGACAUACAAAGCCAGUAGAAAGAGAGACUCAAAGAAAGGCACUCUCCAUUUCGUUCUUCCUCUUUUCGCUUGUCAUCAUCUUUGGCCUCAUUGGAUUCUGGGCUCAGUGGUGCCUAGGCGGGAAGAAUCCCUGGAUAUGGAUUCUCCUGUGGCUGACCCAAGGCAAGACUAAAUGGCUCCGACCAGCCAUGCUCGUCUACUGGGCUGCCCUAGGCUCAUUUAGCGUCGGCGCAUGGGGACGACAACUCUCUCGCUCGAGACGCUACCACGCGAGCAACAUGGCAAUUCACGGUACUGGUAUCCCACCCGACCCGGCCUUUGCAUCGAGCGAACUCCCUCCUGCGCCCUCGACGCCGACAAUGGCGAAUGGAUUCGCCCAUGUCGCGACGGAUCUUCUCGACGCGGCGGAUCGACGCGUGCCGACACUUAGCUUGAACGCGAGGCGCAAGAGUUUUCAUGCAUUGGCGAUCUUCAUGUUUAUGCCUGGGAUUAUUCUCGAUCCUGCAUUUACCCAUUUCUGUCUGAGCGCAGCAUUUGCGCUCUUUGUCUUUGCAGAGUACAUUCGAUACUUUGCGCUUUGGCCUUUUGGACGCAUCCUCCACAUCUUUCUCAACGAAUUUAUCGACUCCAAGGACAGUGGCUCGGCGAUUCUCAGCCACUUUUAUCUCCUGACCGGCUUUGCAAACUCGUUGUGGCUCGAAGGGCCAUGGAGAUUGCUCGAGUUUACUGGUGCACUUUCCCUUGGAAUCGGCGACGCCAUGGCGUCCAUUAUCGGACGAAGACGAGGAAGGACGCGGUGGAUGGACGGAAACCCCAAGACUGUCGAGGGUACACUCGCCUUUCUCGUCAGCGUCCUCGCGUCCAACAUCGUCUUGCGUCUUGUCGGCGUCGUCGAACCGUUUUCGCUUUGGAGAUAUACACUUGUCCUCGGCGCCGGCUGUUUAUUAGAGGCAGUCUCGAACCAAAAUGAUAACCUCACCAUUCCCCUAUUCAUUUGGAGCAUGACGGUUCUUUCAGAUGUUGUACGCUAG